AUGACCGGGCUGUUGUGGAGGACGUGGGGCGCAGCUCUGUGUGGGAACCGGCGAUCGGCGGUGCUGUGGCCCCGGUCACGGCUGGAGAGCAUUAGUCGAGCAGCCAGCGGCUCAGUGUGUGUGGAUGUGGGGGAGAGAAAAUUGGAAAUUACUUCUGGCAAACUUGCUCGUUUUGCAGAUGGAUGCGCCGUAGUGAAGCUAGGUGACACUUCUGUGAUGGUAACCGCUGUAAGCAAAACCAGUCCUUCGCCGUCUCAGUUCAUGCCAUUAGUGGUAGACUACAGACAGAAAGCUGCUGCUGCAGGACGGAUACCUACAAACCAUCUACGAAGAGAACUUGGAUCUACCCCUCAUGAAAUUCUUACCAGCAGAAUAAUAGAUCGGUCAAUCCGCCCCUUGUUUCCACCUGGUUACUUCUAUGAUACGCAGGUUUUGUGUAAUUUAUUAGCAGUGGAUGGUGUUAAUGAACCUGAUGUAUUGGCCAUAAAUGGAGCCUCUGCUGCACUUGCACUGUCAGACAUACCAUGGAACGGACCUGUUGGUGCCGUUAGAAUUGGUAUGAUUGAUGAAGAAUUUAUUAUAAACCCUACUAGAAAGCAGAUGUCAUCUAGUUUAUUAAAUUUGGUUGUCACUGGAGGCUUACAAAAUCAAGUAGUAAUGCUUGAAGCUGCAGCUGAAAAUGUGUUGCAACAGGAUUUUUGUCACGCUGUGAAACUGGGAAUCAAACAAGCAACUCAAAUCAUUCUGAAUAUAAAACAAUUAGCCAAAGAACACGGGAAACAAAAGCGCAUUGUAAAGAAGAUGUUCAAACCUCCUGAAGACAUUAUUGAAACUGCAAGAAGGCUUGCAUCUGAGAAACUUUUAGCAGUGUUUUCUGAUUAUACCCAUGACAAAAUCUCUAGAGAUGAAUCUGUGAAGGCGAUCAGACUUGAAACUGAAGAGGUUUUAAGAGAAAAAUUCCCGGAAGCGGAUCCAUUUGAAAUAAUGGAGUCUUUCAGCACCGUGUCCAAAGAAGUUUUCAGAAACAAAGUUUUGACUGAAUGCAGAAGAUGUGAUGGCCGAGAUCUUACAUCACUCCGAAAUAUCAGUUGUGAAGUGGAUCUUUUUAAACCUCUCCAUGGCUCUGCAUUAUUCCAGCGUGGCCAAACACAGGUUUUGUGUACAGUUACAUUUGAUUCCAUAGAAUCCAGCCUGAAAGUUGAUCACAUAACAACAGCGUUAAGUGGUUUGAAAGACAAGAACUUUAUGCUUCAUUAUGAGUUUCCUCCUUACGCAACAAAUGAGAUUGGCAAGGUGGGGAUGAAUAGGAGAGAGCUGGGCCAUGGUGCUCUUGCGGAAAAAGCGCUAAAACCGGUCCUUCCAAAGGAUUUUCCCUUCACAAUAAGAGUGACUUCUGAAGUGUUAGAGUCAAAUGGCUCCUCCUCUAUGGCUUCUGCAUGUGGUGGCUCUUUGGCCUUAAUGGAUGCAGGUGUUCCAAUUUCUGCUCCCGUUGCUGGUGUUGCAGUUGGAUUAGUUACAAAAUAUGGUACAGACAAUGGAGAAAUUGAAGAUUAUAAAUUACUUACAGAUAUAUUGGGCAUUGAAGACUACAUUGGCGAUAUGGAUUUUAAAAUGGCUGGCACCAGCAAGGGAAUAACAGCUUUGCAGGCAGACAUUAAAAUCCCUGGGUUACCUUUAAAAAUUGUGAUGGAAGCUAUCCAGCAGGCAAGUGUGGCCAAAAAAGACAUUCUGCAAAUAAUGAAUAAAACAAUUGCAAAGCCAAGAACAAAGCAGAAAGAAAACGGCCCUGUCAUAGAAAACGUCAAUGUGCCUUUGUCCAAGAGAACAAGAUUUGUUGGUCCGAGUGGAUAUAAUAUAAAGAAACUUCAAGCUGAAACAGGAGUAACUGUGAGCCAGUUAGAGGAAGAAGUGUUUUCAGUUUUUGCUCCAACACCCAGUGCAAUGCAUGAAGCUAGAGAGUUCAUCAGUGAAAUUUGCAAAGAUGACCAAGACUAUAUCCUGGAGUUUGGAGCAAUAUACACAGCCACCAUAACUGAGAUCAGGGACAUUGGUGUAAUGGUGAAACUGUAUCCAAAUAUGACACCUGUUUUGCUUCACAAUUCACAGCUCGACCAUCGAAAGAUAAUUCACGCAAGUGCACUAGGUCUUGAAGUUGGUCAACAAAUUCAGGUGAAAUAUUUUGGUCGAGAUCCAUCAAAUGGGAGAAUGAGGCUGUCUAGAAAAGUUCUUCAGUUUCCAGCUAGUACUGUGAUCCAAACUCUCAGUGAUAGAAAUAGUAUUACUAUGGGAAGUGACAACUCUUCAUCUUAA
This is a messenger RNA of Staurois parvus, 2310 nucleotides long. NCBI's taxonomy places the organism in Eukaryota, Metazoa, Chordata, Amphibia, Anura, Ranidae. The record is from the annotation of a GenBank genome assembly.